CCUAGGUGUGAUGUGUUGAUCAAUAACUUGUCUGAGUCCUUUAAUAGUACAAUUCUAGUAGCAAGAGACAAACCUAUAAUUUCAAUGAUGGAAUGGAUUAGGUCAUACAUAAUGAGUAGGUUUGCCAGCCUAAGGGAAAAAGUUCAUGCAUAUUCUGGUGAUGUUAUGCCUAAACCAAGGAAGAGGUUGGAUAAGGAGGUUGAAAAGAGUGGCAAUUGGCUUCCUGUUUGGGCAGGGGGUUCAAAAUUUGAAGUAACUCAUGGCUUCACAAUGGAUAAGUUCAUAGUAGAUUUAAGUAAUCACACUUGUACUUGUUACUUUUGGGACUUAGUGGGAAUCCCAUGUAGACAUGCUGUUGCGGCAAUUCAUUACAAAUUAGAAAACCCAGAACAAUAUGUUCAUCCUUAUUAUAAAAAAGAUGCGUAUAGAACUUGUUAUGCACCUAUCAUAACUCCUAUCAAUGGCCAACAACUUUGGCCUACAUCUGACUCUGCACCACUUCUACCUCCCAUAUAUAAAACACCUCCUGGGAGGCCAAAAAAAUUAAGAAGGCGUGAAGCUGAUGAGUAUGUCAGCCACUCAAAAUUGUCCAAGAAACAGAUUGCCAUGAAAUGUAGCAGUUGCAAUGCUUAUGGCCACAAUGUUAGAAGUUGUAAAAAGGGGCAGAAAAGCAAGGAAAUAAGAAAUGCCUCUGCAACAACUUCUACUUCAGCUGCAAGACGAUCUGGAAGGGCUGCAUCUGCAUCAGCUGGAAGGGCUGCAUCUGCAUCAGCUGGAAGAGCUGCAUCUGCAUCAGCUGCAAGGAGAUCAAGAAGAGAUGAGGAAGACAUCCGUGAAGGGGGAAGGAGACUGCCUGAACACAUUAUAGGGUCUCAAGCAAGUUGCAAUUGAUGUCCUAGUGUAGGAAGUGACUUUUUGUACUUAGUCUGACCCACUUAGGGAGACCAUUACUAGUGGGUACAACAUUUUUUGUCAUGUACAUUAAAGUAGUCAGGGACCACUAGCUAUUGUUGACUGA
Messenger RNA from Vigna radiata var. radiata (mung bean), 1018 nucleotides. RefSeq lists its product as uncharacterized. The record is from RefSeq and is a predicted model, not a curated record. The transcript is spliced from 2 exons. Bases 85 to 891 code for a protein of 268 amino acids. Gene Ontology annotation, molecular function: zinc ion binding. Lineage: Eukaryota; Viridiplantae; Streptophyta; Magnoliopsida; Fabales; Fabaceae.